Molecule: messenger RNA, 4473 nt
Organism: Portunus trituberculatus (swimming crab)
Lineage: Eukaryota; Metazoa; Arthropoda; Malacostraca; Decapoda; Portunidae
Exons: 11
Coding region: 173-1990 (605 amino acids)
Cellular component (GO): membrane
Source: RefSeq, a predicted model, not a curated record
GCCGGUCUGACGUGCUGCUUUUGGUGUUGUGUCAACGAACCGAUCGAGGGCGUGCUGCAAAGGAAGGCACACGGGGAAAUAGUACACACACACACACAUACACACAGGGAAAGGUGUGGCUGUCCCGGCAGACGCUGGUUGGUAAUCAUCAUCUCGUCAUAACGUCAGUGCGAUGCAGAUCACAGGCGUGGCCACCAGCAGGGAGGGCAGUGACGGACGACCAGCGGAGGAGGACACGUUGACGCCCUUCCUGACGCCCCAGCACCUCGCCAAGACACCCGCACAGUCCUUCUUCAGUGUCAUCAACUCCAAGGACUCGCUCGACCAGUACCACGACGCCUACUCCACCCUGACCCGCCCCCACCACACCAAUGGCCACGCCUCUGCCUCUGCCUCCAUCCACGCCCUGCCCACCACCGCCGCCACUAGGGGAGGUUACCGACCACUAGACGCCUCAGAACCUUCUGCCUACACCUUUGAUGGGGCCGCUGGGCGAAAUGACAUCGUGGGGAGCCACGGACGGGUGCGCCACGCCAGCCACUCUGCCGCCCAGCCGCCCUUCACCACCCCUCCACACAUCGGCCGCUUAUCUCUCUCCACCACCUCCCUCAAGAGAGUCUCCGCCGACUCCCCGUACCUGCUGGCCAAACCUCCGAGCAGGGCGGACUCCUCCCCGGUACAGCUCGUGCAGAAAACGGGGAACUGGAGACAAAACUACCGGCCUUGUGUGGAGAUGGUGCGAGGGGGCGGCGGAAAGUUCGUCCCUAUCGCUGAGGCAGAGACCACCGCUACCCAGAAACCCAUGGUGUCGAAACCUUACCAUGUGAUUGAGAACAACAACGAUGAUGGAUGGAGGAGGAACUACGUGGAGUGUGUGGAAGGACGCGCGCUGCUGCUGGGUGACGAAGGAGGAGAUGAUGGUGGUGGUGGUGGUGGUGGUGGUGGUGGGUUGUCGCCAAACAGUCAGGAAGUGCAUCUCGCCCCAGCUCGCCUCACGCACCUCCCGCCGAAGGACGCUGAGCUGCACAUGUACUCCUUCGCUCCCUACCGGAAGCGAAGGGAAGGGAGAGGAGAGACGGAAGAAACGAGGAAGAACGCUGCAAUACGGAUAAUCGAGAAGGUGCAGCAACGGCGAGCGGGUCUGCAGAGGCUAAGGGACGAGUUCCGCCUGGAGAAUCUCUACCUCCAGCACAAGGUUCCUCAUCUGUUCGUCUCCUCACAGUGGCAGCAGCACAACCGAAUGUCAUGUCUGUACCUGGGUUACCGGCUGUUCUGGGCGCUGUACUUCUCCAUGUGGGCGGUGUGGGCGUGGGUGGGUUCCAUGGGCUACGAUGCGCCGGCAAGCCUCAAGAUCUACUUCCCGACCUACCUCACCAACUGGAGCAUCUGGACACUGGCGGCGGAUACCUCCCUCCAGGCCGUGAACGUGAUACUACACCUCAAGAAAAUAGCUGAUGACGGUGACGUGGUGUACCCAUCUAUGACGCGGCUGAUGAAGACGUCGUGGGUGCUGUCCAACAUCAUGGGCCCCGUGCACUUGUUCGUCGCCCUGGGCUACUGGAUCGUGGUCUAUCCGAACAGGAGCGAUGAGUCUCUAAAUGAGAUCGGCAUCAACACCCACAUAAUGCCCGCCCUGUACAUCCUGCUGGACGUCGCCGUUUCCGCAACCCCACGUCGCCUCGUUCACGUCUACCAGCCCAUCAUCUUCGUCUUCAGCUACGUCUUCUUCAACCUCAUGUACUACCUGUGCGGGGGCCUGGACUAUCUGGGCCGCCCUGCCCUGUAUCCCUUCAUGGACUGGACGCAGCCGGGAAGCACGAUAGGGAUUAUGUUUGUUUCCAUUUUUGGUGUGAUCCCUUUCCUGCACGCUGUAAUCUGCCUGCUGUGUGCAUCCAGGAUCAACAUGUGGCGCCGCCUCAAAAUAUCAAGGUAUGCCAGAGAAGAGGAUGAGAUGGACCAGGUGGACGGACCACAAGAACAGAAGGUCUAGGACGAGUUGUGGCAGACAAACUGCUUCCUUCACCUGUGCUGGUUACUGGCUGUGUAGAGGAUAGUCAUUGACAUUGUAUUGGAACAUCAACACACUCUGAACUAAACCAACAUUCUGUACUGUAAAUAUUAGCACAAAACUUCACCAUUAUUCUUCUGUCAAUGAAUUGUUAAUAUUUUUCUCAUUAGCAAUGGGUCAUUGCUAGCCACUUUUCAAUAUAGUAAUAAUACAUUACUAGAAAUUGUUGAAUUAAAUCAAACUUAUCUAAAAAUCAUAUCUCAAUGUGAAGUUAUUGAAGAUUUUGAGAUUGAUAUGGUCCAUUUUCUUGAUGUUAUCAACACAUGUGCCAUGGGUUGAUGGUCCACCAGCCUUAUAACAAAGCUACUACCCACACAUUUUGGCUUCCAUGUGCACAACGUUGCUAAACUCCUUAUAGCAACAAAAGAGUAGUGAACAAUUUUUCAGAAUUCUUACUAUUUCUGUGUGUGUGUGUGUGUGUGUGUGUGUGUGUGUGUGUGUGUGUGUGUGUGUGUGUGUGUGUGUGUGUGUACAUGCAUGCACAUGUCUGUGUGGAUGUGUAUAGUUCUCUGGGACAGCCGUGGAGAAGGCCUUAGCUGGGAGGCAGCCACCAGAGUGAAUGCACUAUGUUUCUGAUAUAAAAGAAUCAUAGAUUAUUUACCCUGGCAACCACAUCAUCUUAGCUAGUCUUACAUGUUCUUUAGUAGCAAAGCUUUAUGUUGUUUUCCCCAGUAUUGUACAAACAGUGAAUAAGGAAAGCCUAGAGAGGGAGCAAGUUUGCAUUACAGUGUCUCCUUUUGUAACUGUAGUCUGUGUUACCAUCAAAUUGACCAAAGAUUUAUUCAUCAGUCUCUCUGUAGAAUAAGUAUGUAUGUAAAGUUAAUGGGAGUAAAGCAAACUCUUUUAGACUGUGGGAAUAUUCCUUUCUAAUUGUUUUCACUUUAUAUCAGAAGAAAGGCUGUGUAAAUCAGGAAAGUUUUGAUUGACAUAAAGCCAACAACUAACUCAUUCAGUGUGACUGCCAAAAAAAACUCUGCUCUUCAAAUGUACCAGAGGAGUGAACACCACCACUCCUUUGUCUCCAUCAGAGAAGUGGUGCUUGGAAGAAGAGAACUCAAUACUGUAUGCUGCUAGUGCUUGAGAAACACCUCCUCCCUAUCAGUGCUAACAGUUAGUUAUAUACAUCACUAUAAUCAGUUGUUAGAUGCAUUCAUGAUAAUUAACACAAGUUCAAAUAGUGGCAUAUGCUGAAGAAAACAUUACAGAUAUUAUGUUUUAUGUUGUGGACCCACAUAACAAUAAUGAACAUCCUAGAUAGAUCUUCCCUAUCCUAAUUAAAGAUUCAUUUUGACUCUAGUAUCUGUGUCUUUGUGUAACUACAUUGUUUUUUUUUUUUUUUUUUUUUUUUUUUUUUUUUCAUACCACUAGUUCAAUGAGACUCCUUUCCAGCUACUACAGAGGCUUUAUUUAGAGACAGUGAAGCAAUUAAUUCCUGCUCUGAGGAAAAGGAACAGUUUCAGAGUUGUGUGGCAGUCAUGAUGAGUCCAAUUUCUUUCCACUACACUGACUUAAGUUUGCAAUUUUCACAAGAACAUUGUAAUAGUACUAAGAAAAUGUUUGUUAAGACAAGAGUUAUACUGUUUAAAAAAACAAUGUUCUUAGUUGCAAAUAUCUUUGCAUUUACCAAAGGUUUGCAGUGUUUUCUUUACUUAGCAUGUUUUACUUUUCCUUGUCUCCCAUGGUUUAGAAAACAAUAUGUGCUUGUGUUCUCAUGAUGACAAGUUGCCUUUUCAGGAGAUAAGGAAUGUAUAGAUAAGUAGUAUAGAAUUUUUCUGUAGAUUGUUUGAUUGGCACAAUACACAAAGUGAAGACCGUACAGUCUCUUUCACUAUGUGCAGACUUUCGUGUAAUACAAAGUCUGCAUAAAUCUAAAUCAAACUGUGAAAGUUGUUCUUACAGUUUUCAAUUGCAGAGCAACUACAACAAAAUGUCUAUAGUACUUCUACUCUAGCAUUUAUGUAUGUACUGACUAUGUACUGUACUUGUUAUUUAUUCAGUGAACUCUGCAAUUUUCUCUCUCUCUCUCUCUCUCUCUCUCUCUCUCUCUCUCUCUCUCUCUCUCUCUCUCUCUCUCUCUCUCUCUCUCUCUCUCUAUGAAAAAGUGUAUUUCUGUAGUAUGAUUACAAGUGCAUGACACUAAAGAUGACAGUUGUAAAGAGUCAUCAACAUACAUCUAAUGAUGUUUACUUGUAUUAUUGCACUUGACCAGUGUGUAGUUUUCUGGUUCAAGAUAAACUAAUUACCACUGAAACUCUGUUGUAUAAAAAAAAAUUUGUAAAAAAAAGUUUAUAUGACAUUUGUACAGUACAAGUGUUUGUAUAUACUAUCUGGUCAAUAUUUUUUUUUCAACACAGGUAAUUUAAAUGUCAUUUAUAGAAUAUUUGUAUAUAAAUGUUUUCCAAGCA